AUGGAAUUAGGGGAUAAGAGCUUGGAGGCACUUGCGUUGAGGAAGGAAGCAGAGAGUGAGUUUGAGAAGGGUGAUUUCGAGGGAUUGCUCGUCAGUACCUCUCAUCACUUGCAGCAGUUCAUGGCUUCCUCUUCUUCUUCUUCCAUUACUCCUAAUCUAGAGUAUGAGGUUUUCCUUAGUUUCCAUGGUGUGGACACCCGAACAAACAUUACCAGCCAUCUGUAUGAAGCCUUCUGUCAGAAAAAGAUUAAAACUUUCAUUGAUGACAGCCUUGUCAGGGGAGAAGAAGUUUCUCCAUCUCUUUUGAGGGCAAUUGAACAUUCAAAGAUCUCGGUUAUCAUUUUCUCUAAAGGCUACGCUUCCUCCAGAUGGUGUCUCAAAGAACUUGAGGAGAUUGUUGAAUGUAAGAACACGUAUGAUCAGAUCAUAAUACCAGUCUUCUAUAACGUAGAUCCAUCUGAUGUCAGGAAUCAAUAUGGGGAUUUUGGGAAAGCAUUUGCUGAGCUUGAAAAGCGUUUUAUGGAUGAUUCAGAGAUGUUGCAGAGAUGGAGGACUGCUUUGAGGGAUGCAGCCAACAUUUCUGGUUAUGAUUCAAAGAACUCCAGGAAUGAGGCAUCAUUGGUAAAGGAUAUUGUCAAUGAUGUAUGGAAAAAAUUGGAUUACAACUCCAUAGAUAUUCUUUCCAAGGACCUAGUUGGACUAGAGUCAUCAAUCGAAGAGAUCGGAAAUUUGUUAUGUACAAAGGGUGUUCGCAAGUUAGGAAUUUGGGGCAUCGGGGGCAUAGGAAAAACUACUCUUGCUGAUGCUAUAUUUAAAAAAAUCUCUGAACAGUUUGAAAUGUCUUACUUUAUUCUGAAUAUUAGAGAAGAAUCAGAGAAAUGCAAGGGAUUAAAUGACUUAUGCCAAAAACUGAGUUGUGCAGUUCGAGGGGGUGAACAUCGCAAUCAUGGAUUCACCUUCACAAGAAAAAGUCUCAUUGGCAGAAAAAAAGUUCUUAUUGUGUUUGAUGAUGUAACGAAGUUAGAACAAAUAGAAUGUUUAAUGAGAGUUUUUGAUAACUUGGAUUCAGAAAGUCGAAUCAUCAUAACGACAAGGGAUAAACAUGUGCUAACAAAUUGUAAAGUGGAUCAUAUUCAUGAGAUGGCAGGGUUAUCUUCUCAUAAUGCUGUUCAACUUUUUGCCCUAUAUGCCUUUAAUGGAAACCCUCCAACAGAAGAUUAUAACAUUUUAUCAUCUAUAAUAGUAGCUUAUGUUAAGGGUGUUCCACUAGCUCUUAAAGUUCUAGGAUAUAAAAGAGAUCUCAUAGAAGCAAUCUUGAAUGCUCGUGACUUCGACUCUCAUAUUUCUCUACAUCUUCUCAUUGAAAGGUGUCUCAUAACUACAUCAUCUGACACCAUAACAAUGCAUGAUUUACUUGAAAAAAUGGGUAGAGAAAUUGUUCGGCAAGAAUCAAUUGAUGAUCCUAGUAAACGUAGUCGGUUGUGGGAUCACGAUGAAAUCGUUUCAGUAUUGAAGAAUAAUAUGGGAACUAGAGCAAUUCGAAGCAUACGUUUGGAUAUGUCUAAAGUAGAAGAGUUGCAUUUAGAUCCUAAAGCUUUCAACAACAUGCAAAACCUAAGAUUCUUGGAAUUUUAUGGGUCUGAACAUGGAAAGAAUCUGUCUGAAUCUGAUUUCUUUGCAUUGCACCUUAACUUUAGAUUCUUGAAAAAAAAUAGCUCCAAGGAUGGAAAGAAAGUGCAUGGUUUUGAGAAACUUAAGUCUGAUUUCUCCGAGCUAAGGUAUUUUUGCUGGCAUGGAUAUUCUGCCAAAUCAUUGCCACCAAAUUUUAAUCCAAAGAACCUUAUUGCACUUUAUAUGCAUAAUAGCAAAGUUAAACAACUUUGGACUGGUAACCAGAAACUUGUUAAUUUGAAGCAUAUUGAUCUCAGUCAAUCUAAGCAUUUACGCAGAAUAAAGGAUUUUUCACUUAUGCCAAAUCUUGAGAGCCUGAUUUUUGAAGAUUGUACAAAUUUGCUCGAGAGUUUCUCAUCUAUCCCUAGUCUCCGUAAACUUGUUAUCCUUAAUCUACGUGGAUGCAAAAGCUUUGAUAAUCUUCCAAUUAGUGUUCAUUGGCAAUCUCUUCGAGAAAUUAAUCUCUCUAAUUGCUCAAAUCUCAGAACAGUUCCGUGUCUCCUAGGUACUGUUGACGAGUUAUAUCUAGAUGGAACUGCAAUAAAGGAAUUGCAAUCAAUAGAGCAUCUAUUUAAACUAGAGAAAUUGAGCCUUAGAAAAUGUUCAAGGCUUGAAAGGUUACCAGAGAGUAUUUGUGAGUUAAAAUCUCUUAAAUGUCUUUAUCUCUCAGGUUGUUCGAAAAUUGACAGAUUGCCUAAUAACCUAAGAAAUUUAACGACUCUAGAGGAACUUGAACUAAAUGGCUUUGCUUUUGCUGAAACACCAACGUUUAUGACAAGUUUAUCUGUCUUUCAAAAAAUGAAAAUGCUAAACCUGGUUGAUUGUUGUAUCGAUGUGUUACCCAACAAUAUUGGUCAAUUACUCUCACUAGAAUUUUUACAUCUUGACCAAAACAAUUUUGAGAGCCUACCUGUGAGCAUCAAAGACCUCUCUAACCUGCGAGAGCUUUCUUUUAGCAAUUGCCAAAGGCUUAGAUCCACACCUGAGCUUCCACCCAAGUUAGAAUCUAUACAAGGAAAUAAUUGCAAAUCACUAGAAUCGAUAUCAGGUUUACCGGCUUUAUGCCAAAUUCAGUGGGGUCGGCGGAGAAUCAGCUUCAUCAAUUCUUUCAAACUAAAAUUAGUGAUAACAGAGGCUCAGUUGAAUCUUGACAGAAAUGCAAUUAUGUGGGAUCGCUCUGAAUGCUCUUUAACGGAAGAAGAGGCACCUGUUAUAGAGUCGUUACUUGGAGUAACUGGUGCUGCACGGUCAGAGGAUAUGCCACAUGGAACAUUCCUGCCUUCUAACAAGUAUGAACAAGAAGCAGGUAAACCUUUGGAUAAGAUACAAAGACGUCAUGCACCAAAUUGUGAGGGUGCUCAUAAAAGCCGAUUGCAGAAAAAGUUAUGCAGUUCCUGUUGCAUAUUGAACACUACUUUUUGUCAUUUCAUGUCCUUGGCAUUCAACAAAAAGUCCUCACCAAGGUUUGUGCAGGAAUUGCAGCGUUUGAGAAUGGAGUAUGGACACUGGGUUGAAGAGCAAACAAGUCAAAUUUGUGAAAUGAGAUACAAAGACGGCUUUCCAGUAGUUCCUGUUCUUAUAAAUCACUACUUUUUGACAUUUCAUGUUUUUGCAAUCAACAAAAAGUCCUCACCAAAGUUUGUGCAAGAAUUGCUGCAUUUUAGAUGGAGUAUGGACACUGGGUUGAAGAGCAAACAAGGCAAAUUUGUGAACAGAGUGAAGAAGAAGCUAAGAACAAUGGAGCACAGCAGCAGUAAGUUGCAUAGCAGCAAGGGAGAGGAAAAUAUUCUAGCUAGCAACAAAGGAUUGGAGCAAUUGGGAAACCAAAAUGUGCACGGGCAUUUUGAGGCAAUAAGGACACAUGGCACUAUGAAGAGAGAGGGGCAAUUGGCGAGGAACAAAAAGGAUGGAAAUUAG
Mangifera indica (mango) is the source of this 3588-nucleotide messenger RNA. RefSeq names its product disease resistance protein RPV1-like. NCBI's taxonomy places the organism in Eukaryota, Viridiplantae, Streptophyta, Magnoliopsida, Sapindales, Anacardiaceae. Bases 1 to 3588 code for a protein of 1195 amino acids. The transcript is spliced from 12 exons. Gene Ontology annotation, molecular function: ADP binding. The record is from RefSeq and is a predicted model, not a curated record. Gene Ontology annotation, biological process: signal transduction; defense response.